Molecule: messenger RNA, 1179 nt
Organism: Botrytis byssoidea
Lineage: Eukaryota; Fungi; Ascomycota; Leotiomycetes; Helotiales; Sclerotiniaceae
Exons: 3
Coding region: 1-1179 (392 amino acids)
Source: RefSeq, a predicted model, not a curated record
AUGGAGAGUACAAAGAGAUCGGAUGGCAUCGAGGGGAGGAUAAAUUCGCAGUCGCAGGUUUCGUUGGAUAUAAGUGCGACGAAUUCGAGUUCGCAGACGGAUUUGAAUAGGAUACGAUCGUAUGCGAAUGAGAAUGCGCGCUCGACAGAUACAUUACAAUUGAGACCGAAUACUCCGAAGGCGAAUAUCGAGUUUGGAUCGAGCUCCAAUAUACAUCAAGGGCAGAGUCCGAGUCCGCGAACAGGUAGCAGGAGUGGAAGCAGGAGUGGGAGUGUUAGUGCCCAAGGGAGCCAGAGAAUUAAAGAGGGGAAGGGACAGAGGAUUGAUAGUAUCUUGGGAGAAGCGAGGAAUAGGAAGAUUGCAAUGGAUACUCCUGGUGAUGUGGAGGAGAGUCAGAGUCCUGGGAGGGGGGUAGAUGGAUAUGAGAAUGAGAUUGGGAAUGGACAUGGACAUGGACAUACAAAUGGUAAAGAAAGCAGAGGGGAAAGUAGCGCAGAUGAAGAAACGAGUGUAUUGAGACGCGGACCCGACAUGAACUAUGGAGGCGUCAGUGGUGGAACUCCAGCGAUCACCGCAGAUAUGAAUAAUGGAGAUAACAGCACGAAGAGGAAACUUGGAGCAAAGGACCCAAACAAGAGAGGAGUAUGGGGGACGGGAAGAGGGAGAGGAUCCUCAGGGUCCGAAGCUGAGGGGGUAGUUACUGAAGAUGGGAGUAGGACGAAGCGAAGCGGAAGGAUAGGAAAAUGGUGGAAGAGAAUGAUGGAUGAGUAUGGAAGUAUUGAGUUGGAAAAUAAGGGCAGUGUUGCGAGGGAUCAUUUGGCACUUGAAAGAACAUUUUUAGCUUGGUUGCGAACUUCCCUCGCCUUCGCUAGUAUCGGGAUUGCAAUCACUCAACUAUUCCGCCUCAAUACUUCAAGCUCCACUACCCCCGCCCCACCAGAGCCUAAAAGCAGUCUCCGCCACCUUGGCAAACCCUUGGGCGCCACUUUCGUAGGAAUAUCGAUUCUCAUGCUCUCAGUAGGUUUUCAUCGAUACUUUGAAGGGCAGUUUUAUAUUAUUAGAGGAAAGUUCCCAGCUAGUAGGGGAAGUAUCGCGCUUGUGGCAAUGAUUACAGGUGCAUUGAUGGUGACGAGUUUGGUGGUUGUGGUGGUGGGUAAUAGGGGGGGAUUCGAGAAGUAA